AUGAAGUCCAUCGGCGCCCAAUGGCUGCUGCUCCUCGCCGGAGUCAGCCUGUCCUCGGCCCGGCCGCCUCGCCCGCAACAGCUGCUCACCAGCCCCGAGCCCAAGGACGGCGGCACGCCCUACACGCCGGGCCAUCGCGACCCUUACGACGGCAAGAUAGAUCCCAUCCGCGAGGACCUCGAUCCUCGGCCCUGGCGCAACGGCAAGGGGGCCUCCGUCCUGGGCCCCUACAAUCGCGACCGCUCCCGCCAGAGCCCGGACAUGGUGCGGCCGCCCAGCACCGACCACGGCUCCCUUUCCAACAUGCGCUGGAGCUUUACCGACUCGCACGUCCGCAUUGAGGAAGGCGGCUGGACCCGGCAGACGACGGUUCGCGAGCUCCCCACCAGCGUCGAACUGGCCGGCGUCAACAUGCGCCUCGACUCGGGCGUCAUCCGCGAGCUGCACUGGCACAAGGAGGCCGAGUGGGCCUACGUCCUCGACGGCGAGGUCCGCGUUACCGCCAUCGAUUACGACGGCGGCAGCUUCAUCGACGACCUCAAAAAGGGCGACCUGUGGUACUUUCCAAGCGGCGUCCCUCACUCCCUGCAGGGGCUGGGCGAGAACGGCACCGAAUUCCUCCUCAUCUUUGACGACGGCCGCUUCUCCGAGGAGUCGACCUUUAUCCUGUCCGACUGGCUGGCCCAUACUCCCAAGUCGGUCAUUGGCGAAAACUUUCACCUCCCUCCCAGCAUCUUCAAGCAUCUCCCCGCCGGCGAAAAGUACAUCUUCCAGGGCUCCCGCCCCGGCUCCAUCGAGGAGGAGCGGCCUCGGGGCAAGCACGUCAAAAAGUCGGAGUACCAGUUCACGCACCGCAUGCUCGACCAGGAGCCCAAGCACGCGAGCGGCGGCCAGGUGCGCAUCGCCGACACGACAAACUUCCCCAUCUCCAAGACGGUGGCGGCCGCCCACGCCAUCAUCGAGCCGGGCGCCCUGCGCGAGAUGCACUGGCACCCCAACGCCGACGAGUGGUCCUUUUUCAUCCGCGGCCGGGCCCGCAUCACCGUCUUCGCCGCCGAGGGCAACGCCCGGACCUUUGACUACAUGCCCGGCGACGUCGGCAUCGUGCCCAAGAACAUGGGCCACUUUGUCGAGAACAUUGGCGAUGAGCCCCUUGAGAUGCUCGAGAUCUUUCGCGCGGACCGCUUCCGCGACUUUUCCCUGUUUCAGUGGAUGGGCGAGACGCCGCAGAGGCUGGUCGUGGACCAUUUGUUUGCUGGCGACGAAGACGCUGGCCGUCAGUUUCUGGAUAAGAUCAAGGACGCCGAGAAGGACGAGAUCAAGCGGCCCUGA
Hirsutella rhossiliensis is the source of this 1332-nucleotide messenger RNA. RefSeq names its product cupin domain-containing protein. The record is from RefSeq and is a predicted model, not a curated record. NCBI's taxonomy places the organism in Eukaryota, Fungi, Ascomycota, Sordariomycetes, Hypocreales, Ophiocordycipitaceae. The transcript has 3 exons. Bases 1 to 1332 code for a protein of 443 amino acids. Gene Ontology annotation, biological process: oxalate metabolic process.